This is a messenger RNA of Oryctolagus cuniculus (rabbit), 11622 nucleotides long. It is a transcript of the gene PTPN4, whose product is annotated as protein tyrosine phosphatase non-receptor type 4. Gene Ontology annotation, cellular component: cytoplasmic side of plasma membrane; cytoskeleton; cytoplasm. The record is from RefSeq and is a predicted model, not a curated record. NCBI's taxonomy places the organism in Eukaryota, Metazoa, Chordata, Mammalia, Lagomorpha, Leporidae. Gene Ontology annotation, molecular function: cytoskeletal protein binding; protein tyrosine phosphatase activity. Gene Ontology annotation, biological process: protein dephosphorylation.
GGCCUAGGAGACGGGGUGUGCUUGAGGGAGGAGGAGGAGACGGAGGAGGAGGAGGAGGAGGAGGAAGAGGUGGAGAAGGAGGGGGUUGACUGAGCGCCUCCUGCACUCUCACACACAAACGCUGCUCAGGAUUACCCGCCUGCUCGCGCCGCGCUGCGCGCUUUUCCGCUCCUCGCGGCUCCCCCACAUUGUUCUCCCGGGACUCCUGGGUCUGCAGGGGCUGAAAUCGGGCCUGAGCCCGGGAGGAAAGAGACUUGGCUUUGGCCGAAAGGGUCGGCGGUUUGGGGCCAGGCCCCCCGCUCCGGGCUCCCCUCCCCCCGGCACUUUUGGGGGUGUGUGGAUUAUCUCAUCCCCGCAGGGAGGUGGGAGAGGACGCCGGCUGCCCGCCUCCCGGCCGCCUCCCCGGCGGCGCCGGCCCGCGGCAGCCCCGCAGUAUGAGGUGGUGCUGGCGGCUCGGGGCCGUGGCGCGGCCGCUGCGGCGGCGGCUGCUCGGGGGGCGCUGAGGGAGCCCCCCGGAGCGGCGCGGCGGACGCGCUUCCCUGGGGCGCGCCCGGGCCUCGGGGCUUUUCUCCUGCAGCCGAGAGGACGCGGCUGGGAUACGAAGAUCUUGUGUGGACAGUAAUGACCUCACGUUUCCGGUUGCCUGCUGGCAGAACCUACAAUGUACGAGCAUCAGAGUUGGCCCGAGACAGACAGCAUACAGAGGUGGUUUGCAACAUUCUUCUUCUGGAUAACACUGUACAGGCUUUCAAAGUUAAUAAACAUGAUCAGGGGCAAGUUCUGUUGGAUAUAGUCUUCAAGCAUCUUGAUUUGACUGAGCGGGACUAUUUUGGUUUACAGUUGACUGAGGAUUCCACAGAUAACCCAAGGUGGCUGGAUCCAAACAAACCAAUAAGGAAGCAGCUAAAGAAACUACUUUUAUUAAUUCUAGGAGGAUCUCCUUACAGUUUGAACUUUAGAGUCAAAUUUUUUGUAAGUGACCCCAACAAGUUACAAGAAGAAUAUACAAGGUACCAGUAUUUUUUGCAAAUUAAACAAGACAUUCUUACUGGAAGAUUACCCUGUCCUUAUAAUACUGCUGCCCUCUUAGCUUCAUUUGCUGUUCAGUCUGAACUUGGAGACUACAAUCAGUCAGAGAACUUGCCAGGCUACCUCUCAGAUUAUUCUUUCAUUCCUAAUCAACCUCAAGAUUUUGAAAAGGAAAUUGCAAAAUUGCAUCAGCAACAUAUAGGCUUAAGUCCUGCAGAAGCAGAAUUUAAUUAUCUAAACACAGCACGUACCUUAGAACUCUAUGGAGUUGAAUUCCACUAUGCAAGGACAAGAAGGCUUGAGGAGUCAAUCCCUGGUAACAUAUUUGGUGACCAUGAAGGGACAAGCAUGAGUGCAGCAGAUCAAAGUAACAAUGAAAUUAUGAUCGGAGUGAUGUCAGGAGGAAUUCUGAUUUAUAAGAACAGGGUACGAAUGAAUACCUUUCCAUGGUUGAAGAUUGUAAAAAUUUCAUUUAAAUGCAAACAGUUUUUUAUUCAGCUUAGAAAAGAAUUGCAUGAAUCUAGAGAAACGUUAUUGGGAUUCAAUAUGGUGAAUUACCGAGCAUGUAAAAAUUUAUGGAAAGCAUGUGUAGAACAUCACACAUUCUUCCGUUUGGACAGACCGCUUCCACCUCAAAAGAAUUUUUUUGCACAUUAUUUUACAUUAGGUUCAAAAUUCCGGUACUGUGGGAGAACUGAAGUCCAAUCAGUUCAGUAUGGCAAAGAAAAGGCAAAUAAAGACAGGGUAUUUGCAAGAUCCCCAAGUAAGCCCUUAGCACGAAAAUUAAUGGAUUGGGAAGUAGUAAGCAGAAACUCAAUAUCUGAUGACAGAUUAGAAACACAAAGCCUUCCAUCACGGUCUCCACCUGGAACUCCUAAUCAUCGAAAUUCUGCGUUCACGCAAGAGGGAACCCGGUUACGACCGUCUUCAGUUGGCCAUUUGGUAGACCAUGUGGUUCAUACUUCCCCAAGUGAAAUUUCUGUGAAUCAGCGAUCUCCAUCUUCAACACAGGCCAACAGCAUUGUUCUGGAAUCAUCGCCAUCACAAGAGACCCCUGAAGAUGGACAGCCUCCAGCUUUACCACCAAAACAAUCUAAGAAAAAUAGUUGGAACCAAAUUCAUUACUCACAUUCCCAACAAGAUCUGGAAAACCAUAUUAAUGAAACAUUUGAUGUCCCAUCUUCCCCUGAAAAGUCUACUCCGAAUGGCGGUAUUCCACAUGAUAAUCUUGUUCUCAUCAAAAUGAAACCUGAUGAAAAUGGAAGGUUUGGAUUCAAUGUAAAGGGAGGUUAUGAUCAGAAGAUGCCUGUGAUUGUGUCCCGAGUAGCACCAGGAACACCUGCUGACCUCUGUGUCCCUCGAUUGAAUGAAGGGGACCAAGUUGUACUCAUCAAUGGUCGAGACAUUGCAGAACAUACUCAUGAUCAGGUGGUCCUAUUUAUUAAAGCCAGCUGUGAGCGACAUUCUGGGGAGCUCGUGCUGCUUGUGAGACCUAACGCUGUAUAUGAUGUAGUGGAAGAAAAGCUGGAAAAUGAACCAGACUUCCAGUACAUUCCUGAGAAAGCCCCACUGGAUAGUGUCCAUCAGGAUGACCAUUCCCUACGGGAGUCAAUGCUUCAGCUGGCUGAGGGGCUUAUCACUGGAACAGUCCUCACACAGUUUGAUCAACUAUAUCGGAAAAAACCUGGAAUGACAAUGUGUUGUGCCAAAUUACCUCAGAACAUUUCCAAAAAUAGAUACAGAGAUAUUUCGCCUUAUGAUGCUACACGGGUUAUUUUAAAAGGUAGUGAAGACUACAUCAAUGCAAACUAUAUAAAUAUGGAAAUUCCUUCUUCAAGCAUUAUCAAUCAGUACAUUGCUUGCCAAGGGCCUUUACCACACACUUGUACAGAUUUUUGGCAGAUGACCUGGGAACAAGGCUCCUCCAUGGUUGUUAUGUUGACCACACAAGUAGAACGUGGCAGAGUUAAAUGUCACCAAUAUUGGCCAGAACCCACAGGAAGUUCAUCCUAUGGAUGCUACCAAGUCACCUGCCACUCAGAAGAAGGGAACACUGCCUAUGUCUUCAGGAAGAUGACCCUACUUAACCAAGAGAAAAAUGAGAGUCGUCAACUCACUCAAAUCCAGUACAUAGCCUGGCCUGACCAUGGAGUUCCUGAUGAUUCAAGUGACUUUCUGGAUUUUGUUUGUCAUGUCCGAAAUAGUAGGGCUGGCAAGGAAGAACCUGUUGUUGUCCAUUGCAGUGCUGGAAUUGGAAGAACAGGGGUUCUUAUUACUAUGGAAACAGCCAUGUGUCUCAUUGAAUGCAAUCAGCCAGUUUAUCCAUUAGACAUUGUAAGAACAAUGAGAGAUCAACGAGCCAUGAUGAUCCAAACACCUAGUCAAUACAGAUUUGUGUGUGAAGCCAUUUUGAAGGUUUAUGAAGAAGGCUUUGUUAAACCCUUAACGACAUCAUCACAUAAAUGAGGAAGCGAAAGGCCUGGGAUGUGUACUGGAAAACUGCUCUGCAGUGUAGUCACUGUGCCGUGGUACUGCCCACAGGAGAUGGCAUCCAACAAAGACAGAUGGAGAACUCAGAAAACUGAAAACUUCAGCACUGUUGCACUUUAUGUCUAAAAAAUGUCACUCUUUCAGAAUCUGUAACUCAUGUGUUUGAAGACUAUUUCAUGCUUUGCUCCGAACAAAUAGUGAAUAACUGAGUAUGUUCAGGGUAACGUAUGAAAUGCUGUGGUGGUGCCAUGCAGUCCCUUUCUGGUAGAAUUGCCACAGACAAGGCUGAGAAUUCUCAUCAUCUCUGUCAUACACCUGAAUCUUGAAAGCAAAAAGAAGUAAGCGUCAGGAGUCAGCUCUGGUCUUUUCCAGCAGUUCAUGGACUGUACUGCUUACCAGAUUUUCUUUUUCAAAUAUUAGCAAUAUCAUCCUCAAUAUUAGCCAGUACACUGCCUAUGGAUGCAGCACGUCUUUCCCCGCGCGGCCCUGUAGAGACCUGCUGUUCAGAAGAAAGGUGGAGUUUGCUGUUCCCAGGAAAUGCUGCACAUUGUCCAUUUACCAGCAUCUUACAGAAAGUAUAAAUACCAAUCUACAGGUUUUCUUGGAUUUAGUAAUGUAACCUAUAUUUACCAUAAGGUUGGCUUAUUCCAAAUCAUGUGAUUUCACAUACUUGAUGUAAAGGAAUGCAUGCAUGUGUCUUAACCCCUUAAGUGCCUUGAGACGUCUUUGUAUGUCUAAUGAAAAGGCACUCAUUUGACCCUACUAGGAGGUAUGUGUGUAUAUUGUACAUUCUGACAUUUUUAUGCAUUUUGAGUGAGUUCACAUUUUUAAAAACAGCUUCUUGUAUUGAGAGUUAUGCAGUCAAAGAAGGGAAAGGAAAUUCUACUUCUUAUUCAGUACUUGUAUUUUGCCAUAAGAAGCAAAGAUAAUUGUGCUACUGAGUGUGCGCUCUGCUGCUAUGGAAUUGUUCAAAAUCGGCACAUUCCUUUACUGAGGGACAGGGAUUACAGUUUAGCAGCUCAACUUAAAAAGAUGCUUUAUUUGAAUUUCAUAUUUAUUUUAGUCCCAAGUUUGGAAAUGACAUCUAACUUGCAUAUGACAGUUAAAUUUUUGGUACUCUGAGCUAAAGUUAGAGAAUGACUACUUAAUUGUGAUUCAUUCCUAUCCACAGCCAAACUAUUACUCUGCAGCACUCAUGUCUGUUACAGUCACCAUUCUUCACACUGGCCUAUUGCUUGGGAUUCAGUAACUGAGAAAUGAAAUAUGACUGAAUACUUUAUCAUGUUCAUCCUUCAAUAACUAAAAUUAAGGUUUUCUUGUCAUUGUUGUGUAUGAUUAAAUUACUCCAGUUUUUUUUUUAUAUAUAGAGAGAGAUAGAUAGAUAGAUAACUUACUAAGUUAUGAGCAUGUUGAUAAAGAGACUCUGAUUGUCCAGCAUGAUCAAGGAUCUGCUGAACAAGGCUCUGGUUCCUGUUAAGGAUGUGGAUAUUUUCCUCCUCAGGUUUUUUCUUUUUAAGUCUCCAGAGAGAACUUUUGCAUUGCCCAGUUUGAUCACCCAGUCAAACAUUACUUACACAAUCAUUUUACGUGGAUUGUGUUUAAAAUAGAUUCAUUUUUCUAGUGGUUUCUGAAUAUUUCUAUAUAGUCCUGACAAAGUUUAGAAUGAAAUGGUAGAUAUUUUGGAAUGCUUUUUAGUAUGAGGCAAAAAAAAAAAAAAGUACACUAAUAGAUCUUCAGUGUAAUUUAAAUUAUGUCACUUCACAUAUUUAAAAUCCAUAAUAAAAUAUUUCAGGAAAUUAAGCUCCUAAACAUUAAUAGCCAAGAUACCAAUACCAGAUAAGCUAUUAUUUUGUCAUUUUUAUUUUUUUGUUUUUUUUGUUUUUUUUUUUUUUUUUUGACAGGCAGAGUGGACAGUGAGAGAGAGAGACAGAGAGAAAGGUCUUCCUUUGCCGUUGGUUCACCCUCUAAUGGCCGCCGCGGCCUGCGCGCUGCGGCCGGCGCACCGCGCUGAUCCGAUGGCAGGAGCCAGGAGCCAGGUGCUUUUCCUGGUCUCCCAUGGGGUGCAGGGCCCAAGCACCUGGGCCAUCCUCCACUGCACUCCCUGGCCACAGCAGAGGGCUGGCCUGGAAGAGGGGCAACCGGGACAGAAUCCGGCGCCCCGACCGGGACUAGAACCCGGUGUGCCGGCGCCGCUAGGCGGAGGAUUAGCCUAGUGAGCCGCGGCGCCGGCUUAUUUUGUCAUUUUUAAAGAAGUAAACAUAAAAUUCUAUUACCCAUUUCUUCAUUUCACAAUCAAUACAGUACAGUAAAUUAACUAUAGUCUUAUUUGAACAUACCAUUGUCUACCAACAGAUAAAUGUAAUUUAGGCUGCUGUAAACUGGCAAGUUGAAAAGUGAACAAGUAAAAUUAUGUUGAGGGCCUACAUAUUAAGUAACUGUUUUGGCAGUGUUUCAUCUAAAUUCAGUAUCUGUACCUGAGAGACAGAACGCGACAGCCAGAGGUAGAAAGAUGGCAGUGGUGUAGGAGGCAGCAGGUGGAUGGCCUGAGUGGCCUGCUUUUCCAUUUAGGGCUGUGUUUACCCUGCUAAGGGUAACUCAAACUGCUGGCAGGGAAUCAUUAAUGCCUGUCUUUAAAUGACCGUGUAGUAGAAGUUUAGACAAUUUAAAUAUCUCAUGCGUGGAUUUUUCAUCUCAGAGCCACUUCUCUCUCAGUAUUUUUAUGUACAGAAAAAAAUCCUUUUUUAGAAGUAUAUUAGGAUCUUAAAUUUAAAAUAAAUUAUCCUUCACAGCUUCUUAAAACAAACAUGCUAUGCUUCCAUAAGACUGCAUCUGUUACAACUAGGAGGUUUCUCACCUGUUUCUCAGUUUAAAUUGGUUUCUAGAAAUAAUCCUAGCUUUCAUACACAACGUGCUUCUAGACUCCACCUUUGCCAGUAUACUGUUGUGUAAUAAAGUGCCAGGCUUUCUGGGUCUGGGCUGCUCGCUGCUCUUCCAGCACCCCUCCCGCCUCAGCCCUGGUAACCCCAACUCACGCAGGAAGUCAGUGCCAACUUUCAUUCUGAGAAGUGGAAAUCAGUACUGGGUAAUCAAGGAGCUUUUGCCAAUUCUAAGAAAUGUUUGGGGAACCUUCCCCCUGAUUUAGGCUGGGUUUUUUGCUGUUCAUUCCGACUGAACAUUUGAUUUCUGUCAGCACUGUGCGGAUAGAACAAGGGACACUGGAUUAGACUUUACAUUCACAAGAAGAAUUGGUUGUAUUUGUUAAACCACUGAUUCCAUUCAAAUUGAAGCAGAGUAAACUGUGCAAAAUAACUUUUGUCUGAUUCGCUAGGACAGGGGUCGGGGGGAGGGUUGAUUUUGAUUAAGAGUAAAGAGGACAUUUAUUAUUAUUAUAUGAAAACUGACUUCAAAUAAAAUGGUGUAUAAAGCCAUUAAGAAAGUUGCUUGAAGGUGUCAACUGAUACAUAAAUUAAUAUAUAUAUAUAAGUACUUCAGUGCAUUUAUUUAUGUGUGUUUUCACAAAGGCAUAUGGCCACAGAGAAAAAGGAUUAUUUUAAUUACAGGAUCUGAUCAAGUCUAAUCAGAUAUCUGUGCAAAAGUCUCCAGUCUCCUGUCUCCACCACAAGUACUGCAACUUUGGAGCUAAAAGGAACUUGAAAGAUUUUAUGCAAUAUCCACUCCCCUGACUGCUGCAGGCCAGACCCAGAGGUCCCGCAACGGUAACUGAUUUAACAGUCUGGUCUUCUACAGUCUAAGUUUCCUCAUUCUCAGUGCGGUGUUCUUUGUAUUAUACUAGACCCUCAGUAAAUUAUAGCCUAGUUAAUAUCAAAUUGUGAAUUUUAGUCUCUUUCAGCUUGAGAAACGUACUCUGGCAGUGUUCUCACUUCAUAACCAUGGCCUUAGAGGAUAUCACAUAAGUUAGAAAUAAGUAGACUUCAAAAGUGUCCCCAAUUAGGACCCUGAUUCAGUGUGCCAGUCAUGCUUCCCUGACAAGACAUAGGCUUUUGUAAAGUGUUGAGGCCAACACACACGCAGCAAUGAAAACAUUCUCAACUCGUUAGAAGACUAGCUUUUAAAAGCACUUAAAGCGUAGACUUAGAAUAUGUGUCCAACUUAACAUGAGGUCGUUUCUGCUCAUAAUAUGAACAUGUAAUAGAAGUAAAGCAUUACUUGUUUCAUGAUCUUAGCAGGAGAGGAGAAGGAAACAUGAAUUUGUAACAGUGCUAUUUAAUAUCUGCAUUUUGAAUAUUUAAAAUAUUCUAAUGGUAAGGUUGCCAAAGUGGUUUUGAAUUCACAAAAAAUAUUUAUACCACAAUAAUGUGAGGAGUGUUUACAGGCUCUUUUGUUUUUUAGUAAUUAUUUUGUAGUACAGGUGAAUUUGCAUUGAAGUCAUUUGUAGUAAAUACUUUAUGGUGAAUAUUUGUUGAGAUAAACUUCUCAGUAAUAUGAUAAGACAUAGAUAAAUGAUGCCACUGCCUGCUUUUAUGUAAGCUACCGCAUCAAGAGAAUAAAUACUUUUGUCUUGGUGUUGCUUACCACCCACAUUCGUUUCAGCUAUCCUACCACAAUUUCUAGAACCAUUUUUCUGUGGUGCUUACAAUAAGUGAAAUAGCUGUGUUAUUUAAAACCAACUGGAUUAAUUUUACCAAAUAUGAGAAUGGUUGAUCUAUUGGCAAAGACUUAUUGGUGUCUUGAUGUGAUCACAAUUCACGUUGUAGCAACUGUUUUAUAAAAUUCCUAGAGAAUUAUAUAUACAUACAAAGUAAUUUACAUAAUCCUAAAACACUUUUGAAUGCCAAUUGCUAUUAGAUAACUUCAGCAAUUUUAUCAAAAGCCCAGGAAAUUAAUUCCUGAAUUAUAUGUGUUUGGUUCAACUUUUCUUUACCAUGUCUGCAACUGUUACUAACACAAUUUUUUAUUAUCUAUAGACUUAAUGUUUUCUUAGCAGCAGUUACUAAAAAGCCUUUCAAUGUUAUCAAAAACAAAAAACUUACGCCUCUUUCUGCCACAAUUAGACAUUUUAUUCUCACAGUCUUGGUGAAUUUGUGUUUAAAACGAUAGACACCAAAAAGUUGUUUCUGUUUCCAUAUAUAAAUUUGCUGCUGUUAACUUGUAUAUAUCUCUACUGCAGUGUACUGUUGGUUUCGGAAAUGUUGUUCCGUGAUUAUUUUUAUUUUAGUGAUCCAGGCUAAAUGGAAGGCUGGAAGUCAUAGCUGCGGACGUGCCGUCAGCAGCAUGGGCUAGACAGAAUUUGGUGCAGAAAUAAGUAAACCAAGUUUUUCUUUAUUUCCAAAGUAAAAGGUAUGAUAAGUUGAAAACUAAGGACUACCGUUUUAGGGGAUAAUUCAAACACUUAACUUCCUGAAACCUAUUAAAAUUUCCACUGCAAGAAUGAAAGUGUUUGAAAGCCUUGUUAAGUUCAUUAAAACUUUCAGUUAAACACUGUAGAAUUUUCCUACAUAUAGUUGUGUGAAUGAUAGAGAAAAUAUUUUUCUAUGGACAGAAGGUUGAAACUGGUAACUCUAAUUUCAUUGUUUAAAAGGGAUAAAAUGCUAUUUGUAUGUCUUUCGUGCUGUAAAGAAAAUGAAUGUAUCUUUCAAAUGAUGACUCGAGUCUAAGGAUGCUUUGUAAAGUCCGGAAAGGAUUGAGAGGAGAAAGGGAAGGUCGUUGUGCUUCGUUACACCAAAUGUAAUUUUAGGAGAAAAAUCCUUUUCCAUUAUAAGCAAGAGCAGUCUCACCGAAGCGUAUUUCAAAUACAGUGCGCGUUCUUUGUCACUGUGCUUUGGUUGGGCUCUACUAGAAGCUGCAAAAGCUUUGCACACACUGUUUCUCGGUGUAAAAUAACUGACGUCUAGCUGUCUGCGGGUGGAAGGGUGUUGGUGUGUUUCCAGUGGAGGAGAGGUCCCAGGCUGUGGCACAGUGGCAGCCCCAAGUGAGGCCAUUGCUGUGAGAAGCCAGAAAACGGUGCCUCCGAUUCGCUGCAGUUACUUGGUGCCGAGGCCCCCAACCCAGCAAGUGGUUUUGCCUUUUUAUCGGCAGUGCUGUGGACACGCAAGGCCAUGAGCCCCACUGUGGCCUGGAGCAGCGGAGCUCCGUGUGCUCUAGGGUUCAGUAAUUCACCUGAACAAAACCCUUUAUUUUAAAACAACUUUCGACAGCUUCGUUCAAAAGUUGCAUUUAUUAUUUAUCACUCCAGCUGGAGUCAGUGGAGACUUCCAUUAUUUUGGUUCCUGCUUCAAAUCCCCAGCUUGUUACAGAUCACUAACCAGACUGUAAAGUAAACAUCCUGAGAACUUUAAGGUGAUACUUCCUUUACUUUUGCUGCAGAUGUUAAAGGAUUAGCGUCAGGUGCCGUCAACCCUGGGAGUUGGCAAAAUUUAGCAAACUGUAUUUGUGAUAACCUCAAAUUAAGUGCCAUGUUGCUAAAUCAUUACCAGGAAGCCAUGGGAGUUAGCCUUAGGCCCGUAGUUGGUGAUCUGUGGUUUCCCCGUGUCCACUGCAAUCACAAUUCAGCCCAUUUUAGCUUUUAUUUAAAGAAGCUUUUUUUUAACGUUUGUACUCCAAAAUGUAGUAUUCCAGUUACUCGCCUUCCUGGGCAAGAAAAUUCCAGCCCAAUUCUGGGAUUCUCUGGCACACCCAUCUUUUCCCAUCCUUCAGUGAGUUGGCAAGAUUUGUUCAUUCUUGUAUUCUGUAGAGUAGGUCAGAUUUCAAUGCUAAGAUUGAUUUCUUGAAUUUCAAAUAGUAGCACUUUAUUUCAUGCUUACUACUGACCUAAUUUAUACAAUAAAAAGUGAAAUUUAUCCUAGCAGUUUUGUAAAUAUGGGGGGAGAGGGCAGAGUGAAUUAGUAUUAGAGAGCGUUAGAUUGGACCCAGGUUUGAAUGCUUUAUGAUGAUCUCUUGAUAGCUCAUUUGGUAUUUAAGAGCUGACUUUCUAUGAUCUUAGCUUUGCCACUUUUCUGUAAUUUAUAUAAUACCAUAAAGGCUACCCAGUUGGCUGUGUUGCUGGGCUCCAUUGUCUCAGCUCGCUCCAGCAAAGUUUGGUUUACCAUAAUCAUUUCUGCUUUGCAGCUUUUGUACAUUACAUGAAUACUUGGAAAGCUGUUUGUUUUCAGUGUAGUACCCAGGGGUUGAGCAGAUACUGCACCACAAGAAAGUAAGGGGCAGAAGACCCCAUGCUUUUUAUAUAUAUGUCGAGGGCAGGAUUUUAGAAGCUGAAACAGUUUACAUUAAGCUGUUUUCAUUUUCUACCAGUAGAAUGUAUCUGCUUGCACAGUGAAAACUGUCCAGCCCAUGUUCCCCAGCAUCGGGACUUUGAUUGCAGUUCGAAUCUAUGUUGAAAUCUUUUCAAAUAAGAAAAGCUAGUCUUUAUUUUCUACAGUGUAGGCUUUUAGGACUAAUAGUUUAUACUCAUCAACGAUAUUUUUAAGCAGUUUUCAAAUAAUUAUUUCUAUGUAGAGGGUGUUUUAAUUUGGGAUUUUUUUUGUAAUAGGUGCUAUAUGUAAAUACGAAGGGGGAAAGUCACUUAGUUAAAAUCUAGUUUAUUUCCUACUUACAAUAUGAUUUUACAUUUCUGUCACCAUUUAUUGGUUGGUUCUACUAAACUUAGUGGCAAAUGGAAUUCACUAGCCCUUUCAUUUUUCAGGCUCACUUUCCCCCAUUUCAUGAAAAGCUCCUUUUCUGUAUGGUUUGUUCUCAUAAUUAAGAGACAGGGAAGCUAAGGAUUUAUUUAAAAUGUGUAAGUUUGAAUUUGGUCAACACUGGAUAAUUUGAAGUCAUCCCUAUGCAUUUGUCACCACGGCUUCCUGUGUGCUUGAAAGGCCUUGUGUAUGUCUUCAUUUCAAUGAAAAAUGAGAAUCCUGCCAUUAAUUGGGGUUUCAGAUAUUUACACAUUCUAACAACAAAUGGGAUAAAAAUGCUGGUCUUCAUUAAAACUGUUUUAGUCUGAAGAAGAAUUUGUGUUCUGUGAAAUGGUAUUAUUACACGUGUUUUGUUGACCAUGUUUCAUUUUGAUUGAAAAAUAGUUUUUCAGGUACAAACGUGAAAACAUCUCUAGCUGUGACUCUUCAUGUUCAAUUGCAAAAUAAAGAUGUGCUUUAGUCACCUCAA